Molecule: messenger RNA, 507 nt
Organism: Struthio camelus australis
Lineage: Eukaryota; Metazoa; Chordata; Aves; Struthioniformes; Struthionidae
Product: dynein light chain 1, cytoplasmic
Biological process (GO): motile cilium assembly; intraciliary retrograde transport
Cellular component (GO): cytoplasmic dynein complex
Molecular function (GO): dynein intermediate chain binding
Source: RefSeq, a predicted model, not a curated record
UGGUGUGCGGAUGAACGCUCCUGCCGCUUCCAAGUCUCUUCUGCUUUACUCGGUGCAGGUAGCCAUGAGUGAUCAGAAAGCCGUCAUUAAGGAUACGGACAUGUCAGAAGAGAUGCAGCAAGAAGCUGUGGAAUGUGCCGUAUUAGCCCUAGAGAAAUAUAAUCUUGAAAAAGAUAUUGCAGCCCUUAUUAAGAGGGAGUUUGAGAAGAAAUACAGUCCCACUUGGCACUGCGUUGUGGGAAGGAAAUUUGGCAGCUAUGUGUCUCAUGAGACUAAGCACUUCAUCUUCUUCCUCGUGCGUGGAGUAAAUAUUCUUCUAUUUAAAGCUGGUUAGAACCAUGGAUUGUUACUGAAACUCGCGUGUGGUUACUGGACUGCAUACUAGCUGCAAACAGCCUAGAGCCUUCCUGAGGAAGCAGAUCUUGGGUUUUGUUUAUUAUUAUUUUAUUUAUUUUCCCAAAGGUGAUAUCAAGGAUUUUGCUGUCGUGGUUAGGGGGGAAAAUUGUG